AUGACGCAACCAUCAACUAUUACUUCUCGUUUCCUCAGCCACCCACAGCAGCUGGGCGUGGUGGCUGUCGGGUUCAAUGGCGGCCAGAUGAAGAAGGGCGUUGAGGCAGCCCCCAUGGCCCUCAUUGAAGCCGGCCUGCUUACCCAACUCCAAGAGGACCUGGAAUACGAAAUCCAUCACGACAACACCGUCCACUACUACGAGAACGACAUCCCAGCAGAAGACCCAGACCACCGGAACAUGAAAAAGCCUCGCGCCGUAAGCGCCGUCACUGAGCGCCUCAGCUCCCAGGUUUACAACUACGCCAAGGACGGCAAGUUCGUGCUCACCCUCGGCGGCGACCACUCCAUCGCCAUCGGCACCAUCUCCGGCACAGGCAAGGCUAUCCGGGAACGCCUCGGCCGCGAAAUGGCGGUGAUCUGGGUUGACGCCCACGCCGACAUCAACGUUCCCGAGAUGAGCCCGAGUGGAAACAUCCACGGAAUGCCAAUGGCCUUCUUGACCCGGCUGGCCCGGGAAGAGAGACGCGAUAUCUUCGGGUGGCUUCAGGACGAGCACAUCGUGAACACAAACAAGCUGGUCUACAUCGGCCUACGUGAUGUCGACCGCGGCGAGAAGAAGCUGCUGCGUGAGCACGGGAUCAAGGCAUUCAGCAUGCACGAUAUUGAUCGGUAUGUUAUCUUUUACCUCCCUUCUUCAGGUUACACCGGUCUACCGAUCAUGGUAUUGGUCGUGUUGUCGAGAUGGCGCUCGCUCAUAUCGGCAAUGACACCCCCCAUUCAUCUGUCCUUCGACGUCGAUGCGCUGGACCCCCAGUGGGCGCCCAGCACAGGUACGCCUGUGCGCGGAGGGCUGACUCUGCGAGAAGGUGACUUCAUCUGCGAGUGUGUCCACCAGACCGGUAACCUGGUCGCAAUGGAUUUGGUCGAGGUGAACCCCAGUUUGGAAUCGGUUGGUGCGGCGGAGACUAUUCGCGCGGGAUGUUCGUUGGUCCGCAGCGCGCUGGGCGAUACCCUUCUGUGA
Messenger RNA from Penicillium chermesinum, 1023 nucleotides. RefSeq names its product arginase. The transcript is spliced from 3 exons. NCBI's taxonomy places the organism in Eukaryota, Fungi, Ascomycota, Eurotiomycetes, Eurotiales, Aspergillaceae. The record is from RefSeq and is a predicted model, not a curated record. The coding region runs from base 1 to 1023 and encodes 340 amino acids. Gene Ontology annotation, cellular component: cytosol; nucleus; cytoplasm. Gene Ontology annotation, molecular function: manganese ion binding; arginase activity.